CGCAUGUUUCAUCUUUCUUUCAAAACAUUUUGAAAAGAACCAGGAAGGCACAUAAUAUAUUUGGCGAAUUUGAAAUUCAUUCAUCAACAUGAGUGAUAAAAUUAUUUUAUACUGGACAUCUGUAACCAGCAGUUUAGAAGUAAGUUUAUAUAUUUUUGUUUAGGACAUAAUAGUGUCAUAUUUCAGCCUCAAUUGCAAAGCCUCUUUAAAUAAAUAUAGGUAUUUUAAUGUCAGCUUUUUAAACAGUUUGGUAACUUUUUUAAUGUAAUACAGGAAUGCUUACUUCCAUAGUGUAACGGGUGUUUUACAACAUAUAACAAAGUUUCUUGGGCAACCAGUUAAGAUGAUUUUUUGUGCAUAUUUUGUAUAAAGUUUUAAGAUGGGUGUGUCGUGCUAUUUAUGUAAUUUAAUAUGCAUUGGUAUUUCACUAGAAACGGGUGUAUUUAUAUCAAUUGUUAAUUAAGAGGAAGGUUUAUAUUAUCAAUAUGUCAGCUAAUUGGAACUGUCAUGAAAAUGAUUGAUUUUAUAUGCAAUUACUUUUGAGAUAAAGUUGAUUAUUGUUAAUAUUUAAAAUGGCAACAAAUGCAUAAAAUAGUUUAUGUUCAUCAUACUUGAACAUAUAUGGUAAUAUUGAUACAAGAAAGUACAAAACUUGCAAAGCCUACAUAACAUAAAGUAUGGUGAAGUUUGCCUUCUGAUUAUGAUCAUGUGAAUGACAUUAGGGGUCAAUGUCGUCAAGAUAAGAGUGUUAACACUCAAUGGGUCAACCCUCAUUCAAAGGCAAUAAAAACCAACAUAAAAUGAUUAUGUUUUGUGCCUUGCUUAUGUGAUGGGCAACCACCUCACACAAUAUGGUUGAUAGCAAUAUUUUUUUAAACAUUUUUUACAAUACCAGAAAUCUCAACAACUUAACAAAGCCCGUCUAAUUCGAUCACAAGCACUGAAUUUUAUAAUAAUACACAACAAUUGAUUACAUUGGCCGGCUUUAUUCAGUUGUUGACACUUCUGGUAUUGAACUUGUGACCGUGCCUAAAUGUCAAAAACAACUAUUGCUAUCAACCUGCUAUUUUUAUUGUUUUAUUGUGAAGAUUAAAAAAGAACAGCAAAGAAUUGAAAUGGUCUUGUCUGGCAAGAAGAUUGAAUAUGAAAAAGUGGACAUUUCAUUAGUCGAAGGUGCGAAGGAAAAAAUGCGAGAAAUUUGUGGAGAAGGAACACUUCCUCCACAAUUGUGCAAGGGUGACACAUAUCUUGGGGUGAGUUUAAGAAUGCUACUAUGUUAUUUGUUUUCACUUUUGCUGUUUGUCAUUCAAAAACAAAAACAACAUCAGGGCAUUCCGAGACUGCAUGAUGGUGUAUCUCUGCCAACAAAAGUUAAUAAGCAAGUGCCCAUUACCAAAUUCUAUGCUUGCUGAACUCAGAUUUGUGUGAUUUUCAACGGGACUGUAGUUAAUUGAAUACAAGUUCUUUUCCAUAAAAACUGGAGGCCUGAGUAAUGUUUCCUACAACCCAAAUUGAUCUUCUAAUUUCUGAGGCCUAAUUUCUCAAAAACAUUUCCCCGAACCACAUCCUAGUUCAGUGUAUGUGGAGGUUCAUCAACCCUUGGUCAUGCUUUGGGAUGCAAUCCUUGACAAGUGUAUAAUAACUAGGAGCUAUGUAAAGCAGUGUACUGUAGUAGGGGCUAAACACUGGCCCUGGCAGGGUUCCACCAAAAACAUUCAAUUACAGUACACAAGGUCUAUAAAGCUAUUAGUGUACCAUAAUUGAAGUUUUUGAGUGAAUGAAGAAAGAGUCCCUAUCCUUGUAUCACUGAUCUAUAGAUAUUAAGUGUUAUGUACCCUUCCAGAGCGUUCAACACACUUGGUGUUAAAAGCCAAUGAAGGAUCAUUACCCCACACCACGAUAAAAACUUAUUUCCGAGGUUUGCAACCAACAUUGUGAUUGGACAACUUUAUGUUUUGUUCUUGUUUGAUCGCGUGGCAAGAUCGUUGGAUCGCAGGAUAUGCAAAAUUACCUUAAAAUUAACGAAGUAAACAUUUCUUUAAAUUAUGUUCUGAAAUGUUUACUUCGUUAAUUUUAAGGUAAUUUUGCAUAUCCUGCGAUCCAACGAUCUUGCCACGCGAUCAAACAAGAACAAAACAUAGAGUUGUCCAAUCACAAUGUUGGUUGCAAACCUCGGAAAUAAGUUUUUAUCGUGGUGUGGGGUAAUGAUCCUUCAUUGGCUUUUAACACCAAGUGUGUUGAACACUCUGGAAGGGUACAUAACACUUAAUAUCUAUAGAUCAGUGAUACAAGGAUAGGGACUCUUUCUUCAUUCACUCAAAAACUUCAAUUAUGAUACACUAAUAGCUUUAUAGACCUUGUGUACUGUAAUUGAAUGUUUUUGGUGGAACAAUGAUGAACAAUGUAUAUGGUGGAACAAUGUGAUUGGACAACUUUGCAUUUUGCAACGGUCAUUUUCUCUUUGGGGGGGUGAAUAGGUUUUCAGAUUGUCGGAUUUCACAGAAGAAAUUGUUCGGAAUUUGGAUCUGGCAAAUAUUUUACACAGAUUUGCGGAUCUUAUUAAUACAGCGGAUUGCGGAUUUAUCUAAUAUUUUGACUCGGAUUGUGGAUUUAGCUUGCACUUUAGUUUGGAUCCUGGAUUGUGACUUCAUAGUAGAACUUUUAGUGGAUUCAAAUUUAGACAAAACCAUUGUCGGAUCACAGAUUUUGCUUCAAAUUUGGGGGUGGAUUUGUAUACCCCUAUUUGGGUACCCCCCCCCCUCUCUCUUUUGUGUUGAGUCAUAACAAUUAAUAACAAACCAAAAUAAAGUCACAAGGACAAAUAUUUUGCCCAUUGUUUGACAAAUUAAAGGUAUUUUUGAACAUUGUGUAUAUACAUUAUAAUCAUACAAUAAGACAAAAACUGAAAUAUAUUUACAAAGAUGACAUUAAACAUGCAAUGAUGUUAAUAAUUAAUAUACCCAAAAAUUAUUUCAAUAUUUACCUAAAAAAUUAUACACCAAUCAACAUUGUGAUAUUAUUUUCCUAAUAUAUUUAUCUCAAUUUUAGAACUAUGCUCAGUUUGAUGCAGCAAUUGAAAAUGAAGAACUCGACAAGUUUCUUAAACUUUAAAUUUAGUAAAAUCAAUGUUGUCUAUUGAAUUGUCUACUGUCAAUAGUACUUUAUGAGAUGACAUCUUUCACAAUAAUGGCAAUAUAGAGUCCUAAUGUAAUUGUAAAGUAUUUACACACUUACAGAAUGCUUUCUGCUAUAAUUAGAUACAUAUAGUAAGAAUAAAGCAAUCAACUUAGAUUUUGUAGUAAAUUAAAUAAUCAAUUGUCUUAAAAUCAAAUGUGAUGUAGCUCCAUAGAUAGCCCUAUCAGUUCUAAACUGUAUGCCAUUGAGGUCCAGUAAGAAUUAUCUCUUAUUGCUCCAAUGUUACUAAUAUACUCUAGAUCAAUUCUGUUCAAACCAUUCUUUCAACAGGUACAGUGAGGCCAUCCAUAGUGGUCCAGUGUUACUACAGGAGGAAAUAAGAGAACCCAGAACUCUAACAACCACAAGCAACUAUGUCACAAUACUCUAAGAUACUAGACAUUACAUAUGUGAUAUCAAAUGUUGUUUGUAAUUGCUUAAUGCUCAGGUCCAGAGCUGUCAGGAAGUUCGUCCAUUGGUUCAAACGUACCAAAUGUGGACAGACUAUUGGGUUCACCAGAAGCAUCGCUAAAUAUAGCACUUUCUGAGGUUUUAUAGGACCUGGGAGCAGUUGCCAUUCUUUGUAAUUGACCAGCACUUGCCGAGUUAACAAUUUGCCGGGAUAGCCCUUCCUGGAUACCUGGGUUAACCACGGGGUUAACCAAUACAGUAUUGUUGGGUUUUUGGGAAGCCAAAUUCCCCCGGAUGCAGAAGCCGAUGACAAGCAGAAGUGCCAAAAUCUCUAAUGUGAUAAUGAACACCUUUAUCGAAUCGCUGAUAUGCUGUACAUCAUUCCUGAACACAAUUGUGGCAAUUAUAGCAAUAAGUAGCAAUACUAUUAUUGGUGUAUAACACGAAGGCACGCGCCGACAUACGCAGUUCAAAUACCCACAAUCGAUUUUACAUACGCCCGUUUCAUCGUAUAACACAGGACUUCCGCUUUUAUUAACCAAAGGAAUUUGUUCCCAAGAUUCGCUGAAAUCGUCGAGAACUAAGCGAACAUCAUCGGUUUGGAAUUCCUUUUUGAUGUAGUUAUCCACUACUCGAACUAAAUCUUUCCUGCGCGGUCUUAACUUUCGAAUUAAAUUGCGAAGAUUUCCAAUUUUUUCACGACUGAUAUAAUCCUGCGUAAUCAUGUAGUCGAACAACGCAAGUCCGUCGUUCAUAUUUCUCCUUAUUCCCCCUGGCACGUUGUAAAUAUGAAUAAGACUUCGUAGGUUAUCGUCUGUUAGUUGGUGGCUAAUUUCGUUCAACAAUAGUCGAAAAGAAUCCAUUCUUUGAACUUGCUCGCCCGUUGCUUGUGCUGCCAAGGUCGAGUGCCUGAACGCAACUGAACCAGUGUACCAAUGCUUUGUUUUUAUAAUUUCUAAGAAUAAUUUGGGAAAUUCCCUCACAACCUUCUUCGCAGAAUCCACUUAAACUAAUAAUAGCCAAUGAUCUUCCUCAUUUUAUUCACAUGAUGCGCACCUGACCUUGUUUCGUAUUCUUUUCAUUCUUUUAUAUUUUUCAUGUUUAUUUCUUUUGGGUAUAUUAUUCAACGAGUAUUUUGAGUUAGAUUAAAU
Molecule: messenger RNA, 4736 nt
Organism: Paramuricea clavata
Lineage: Eukaryota; Metazoa; Cnidaria; Anthozoa; Malacalcyonacea; Plexauridae
Source: the annotation of a GenBank genome assembly